Molecule: messenger RNA, 1423 nt
Organism: Gaeumannomyces tritici R3-111a-1
Lineage: Eukaryota; Fungi; Ascomycota; Sordariomycetes; Magnaporthales; Magnaporthaceae
Exons: 2
Source: RefSeq, a predicted model, not a curated record
CAAUGACUUCCGCAACACAAACCUUUGACGAUAUGCAGGAUGCUCCGUCCAAAAUAGCCAACGUCAGCCUGCGCAGGCGAACGGGCGCGAGACGGGCCGAUGCGCUGCAGAACAUUUGUAUCGCCAACUCGGCCCAGUUUCGACAGGAACUAACAGCCCCAGAUCCGCGCCACAGAAAAGGCCUGCAGCAGCUGAGACGCAUCGUCGACUGCGUGCUCAAGCUCGACCUCGAGACGACGCUCUUCCUGACCAAGGACACGUCGUCCGACAGCCAGCGCGCAAACAUCCAGCACCACUUCCGCCGGCGGUACGAGGGCAUCCACCCCGUCUCGGACUGGCUCGACAAGGAGCUCUCGGCCAAGCAAGCCUCGGGGAUCGACGUGGACGGAGAUGACGACUACGACACGCUCGGCGAGCUGACGGAGCGGCAGCUGGGCUCGAUCCUGCGCGAGACCAACGCGGCCAAGUUCUGGCCGCGCAUGCUGCUGGGCCGCAUCGCCGAGCUCAACGAGCAGCACAUUGUGCACAGCCGCAUGCGCGAGGACCUGGCCGGCGCCUUUGAGCUGUCGCUGGGGAUGCUGCUGGAGCAGGCGCCCGAGACGCAGGGCGAGUACCUGUCGCUCGUAGUCGCCAACCUGCAGUCGGCCGAGCUGCGCCUCGCAAAGGUCGUCGAGCGCGCCGUGGUGCUCCGCGACCGCGUGCGCGCCGCCGUGGCCGCCGACGAGGAGCCCACGCUGCUAGACCAGGAGAUGCUGGACGCGCUGAGGCGGCGCCUGACCGCCCUCGAGGAGGCGCACUACUUUGAGGCCUGGACGCUGGUCAAGGACAAGGACUCGCGGCUGGGUGGUGUAGAGAACCAGCGGCUGACGGACCCGGAGGAUGUGUGGCGACCCCGAGAUGAAGAGCCUCAGGCCCAGGAAACCCAAGUGGUGGUCGCGGAAACACAGGGCGCGUCCAUGGCGGCGCUGAUGGGGCUGUCGAUGGCGGUGACUUUGCUGGCGAUGCUGCCGGCGUGCGUGGGGUUCUACCGGCUCGAGGACGCGCGCGGCGGCUGGUUCGACGCGGACUUUUGGGCGCUCGUGGCCAGCGCGGUGCUACAGCUGCUGGGGCUGCUGGUCCAGCUCGUGGCGCCGCUCGCGUCUCCCGACAAAUUCCGCAGCGCCCUGCCGGCCGAGGCCAAGCACCUCGUCUGGGGGUUCUCGGUCGUCGUGUGUCUGUGUACGGUGGCGGCCAUGGUGCUGUACGGGUGCGUGUCGCUGCUGUGGUCGGCCAUGGUUGGCUUCGUAGCGCAGGCGUUUCUUGGCGUGAUCCAGCUCGUUCUCGUUUUUAGCAGAUAGAAUCGACGUCAUGCUACCCCGCCGAGCCCCGCGAACCCGAGUAAUGCGGUUCUGUAAGCAAAUGUCAUGAUGGGUCAACUGCUUGA